This is a messenger RNA of Rosa rugosa (rugosa rose), 1770 nucleotides long. RefSeq names its product serine carboxypeptidase-like 18. NCBI's taxonomy places the organism in Eukaryota, Viridiplantae, Streptophyta, Magnoliopsida, Rosales, Rosaceae. The coding region runs from base 162 to 1595 and encodes 477 amino acids. The transcript is spliced from 14 exons. The record is from RefSeq and is a predicted model, not a curated record. Gene Ontology annotation, biological process: proteolysis; secondary metabolic process. Gene Ontology annotation, molecular function: acyltransferase activity, transferring groups other than amino-acyl groups; serine-type carboxypeptidase activity.
CUACCCAGUCUCCAAAUUAAAGUAUGGUCACUUGAACAUUAGGCGAAGCGCAAUCAAAAUGUUCUGAAAUUCAUGUCAUCUGCAUAUACUGAAACUACGAGCAGGGGCUUUCCACAAUCAAACAAUCAAAACACCUUCUAGCUGCAGCCAUCAGCUGCAUCAUGACUGUGUUGCUACAAGCACUUGUUCUAGUCCUCCUCUUUCACAUUACUGCUGCUUCCAGGUCCAUCAUCACCAGCUUACCCGGCUUUCCCGGUGACCUUCCAUUCAGACUUGAAACUGGGUACAUUGGAGUUGGAGACUCGGAUAACGUGCAACUAUUCUAUUACUUCAUUGAGUCCGAAGGAUCUCCAGUGUAUGAUCCUCUUGUGCUUUGGCUCACCGGAGGUCCUGGUUGUUCUGGUUUUUCUGCCCUUGUAUAUGAAAAUAUUGGUCCUCUUUCAUUUGACUAUGCACACUCGUUUGACAACAAACCACAGCUGAAGUUGAACCCAUAUUCAUGGACAAAGGUUGCCAACAUAAUAUUUAUAGAUGCCCCUGUGGGAACAGGAUUCUCAUAUGCAAAAACUUGGGACGAAUAUUCUGUUUUGAAUGACACAAUAUCAGCUGCACAAACAUAUCAGUUUCUUAGAAAGUGGCUUGUGGAUCACCCCAGGUUCAUCUCCAAUCCGCUCUAUAUUGCUGGAGAUUCUUAUUCAGGCAUAGUUCUUCCGAUCAUCGUUGAAGAAAUAUCUGAUGGUAACCAAGAUGGACUUGAGCCAGCAAUGAAUCUCCAAGGGUACAUCCUUGGCAACCCAGUCACAGAUGAAGCACAAGAUGCCAAUUCCCAAGUACUCUUUGCUUACCUAAAAGCUCUUAUAUCAUAUGAUCUAUACCAGGUGAUGGAAAUAGCUUCUGAGUCAACCAAAAGAAAUUGCAGAGGCGAGUAUGUGAACGUGGAUCCGAACAACGCAGUAUGUUUGUAUGAUCUUGAACUUGUCAACGAGUGCCUCCAAGACCUAGACUAUGCAAAUAUAUUGGAACCUUUAUGUACUUACGACACCCCAAAACCAAUAGGGAGGAAGUGGCAUCCUCAAGAAUUCAGUAACAAAGAUCCCAAAGAUCUCCUCCUUCCUUCCUCUCAAGUAGCUAGGCCAUGGUGUCGGGGUUACAAUUAUAUAUCUUCUUAUAUUUGGGCGAAUGAUAAAACUGUUCAGUAUGCUCUUCACGUUGCUGAGGGAAGCAUCAAGGAAUGGGUGAGAUGCAACACGAGCUUAAGUGAUUCGUAUGUGAAAGAUGUUUCUUCUACCGUUAUUUAUCACAAGAAUUUGAUAAGAAAAGGCUAUAGAGUUUUAAUUUACAGUGGUGAUCUUGAUAUGGCUAUUCCGUAUGUGGCUACUUUUGCUUGGAUAGAAUCUCUGAACUUGACUAUUGACACUUCAUGGAAACCUUGGUUUGUCAAUGCACAAGUUGCAGGAUACAAAACGAAGUAUACAUUGGGAAAAUAUGAGUUGACAUAUACAACCAUAAAGGGAGGUGGUCACACAGCUCCAGAAUACAAACCUGAAGCAUGCCUUGCUAUGAUCAGCAGGUGGUUUGCAUUAUACCCUCUAUAGUCAGAGACUGUUGAGGUAGCUAGAGUGAUUUAUCUACAUUAAGCAAAAAUUAAUUGUUCUUUUUUUUUCAAAAAAAAAAAUACACAAAAAAUGUCUUUUCUCUUGGUCUGCACCACGAAUAAAUGUAAACUCUUAAGAUUAACAAGUUAUUAAUGAUUUGGGUGUUAUUAAUUAA